This is a messenger RNA of Betta splendens (Siamese fighting fish), 4067 nucleotides long. RefSeq names its product TEF transcription factor, PAR bZIP family member b (gene tefb). Gene Ontology annotation, molecular function: DNA-binding transcription factor activity, RNA polymerase II-specific; RNA polymerase II cis-regulatory region sequence-specific DNA binding. Gene Ontology annotation, cellular component: nucleus. Gene Ontology annotation, biological process: regulation of transcription by RNA polymerase II. NCBI's taxonomy places the organism in Eukaryota, Metazoa, Chordata, Actinopteri, Anabantiformes, Osphronemidae. The record is from RefSeq and is a predicted model, not a curated record.
UUUCUAACCCUAACAAACAGAUGAACGAAGCCGUUACUGCGGUACUUAUUACUUGCGCGUAGCACGUCCUGCUGUUUUCACGUGCACUACUCUAGCACGUCACUAGAUGGCGCGGGACUCUCGUCUGCGUCUGGCCUCGAGCCGACUCUGGCUCGCACGUGCCGCAGCGCAUGGACAGAAUGUGCGCCGCUUCACAAGGUGUUGUCGUCGUUAUCUUUGGACGGGGCCCGCCACCUCGGCUCCCCAUUGGCUGCGCGCUGUGACCGACGGCUCGUGCUCCUGCGCUUGUAGCGUGGCAUUGUGGGCGUGGCUACUGCGGCUCAUUUUAAUAGAGUUUGUUUGUGGACAUGCGGGAGUCCUCGUGACGUGACCUGCUGCAAAGUUGGUUGGAAGUGAAAGAAGUCCGAGCUGAGAGCGGCCGCGGUCACACGAAGCCUUUCUCUCCGUUGCUUUCGUCUUUUAGACAUUUUCUAAGCGUUCAUCAUGUCGGGCGACCGACCAGAUCUGCUUUGGCGACAGGAGCGAGUUCCUGAUCUGCUCAAGUCUUUGGUCUGAUUACCCGCUCCUCCUUUCCUGCCUUCGACGAUGGCGGUGACGCUCGGAACCAUCUGGACCUUACCCCCGGUUUUGCUUGAGAGCUUGUCAGGGAAACAAUGCCCGGUGAAGCCGCGGUGGCUGUGGCGCUUCAAGCCAAGCGAUUCCGUCAUUACAGCGGCCCCGCAGAAGUCGUUUCCCUUUGUUAUUAAGAAGAUUAUGGACAUCCCGCCUCCGAACAUCCUGGAGGAAGGCGACGAUGAAAUGGAGAAGGAGAAGCUGUGCUCCUCCGAGGACAUGGAGGGAGGCGGCGGUGGGGCGGGAGCUGCCAGUGCCGGUGCAGGUUCACGAGGAGGAGGCGGUGGUGGCGGUGCUGGAGGGGUGUCCGCCUCCUUGACCCCAGCCAUAUGGGACAAGACCAUUCCCUAUGACGGGGAGACCUUCCACCUGGAGUACAUGGACCUGGAUGAGUUCCUCCUGGAGAACGGCAUCCCAGUGAGCCUGGAAGAGGAGGAGCUGCAGAAGACCCUGAGCUCCGGGGAAUACAAAGGCAAUCCAUCUCCCAAGGUUCUUACCACCGCUACCACUACAACUGUUGCUGCUCCGGCUCCGACUCGCCGCCGCUGCAGCAGCGCCGCCCCCUUCAGCCUCCGCCGUCACCGCCGUCACCGAGAACCAGAGGAAGCCAUGACGGUCACUACGUUACAACCAGCCAAGCUGGAGGACGAGGAGGAGAUGAGGAGGAAGAAGAGGAAGAGGAGGAGGGGAAGAGAAGAAGAGGAGGAGGAGUCUGUGACUGAACCUGCAGCAGCAGCACCGGUGGAAGUGAAGAAGGAGAAAGGAGAACGCAACACGCCGUCCCCUAUUGACCCCGAGGCCAUCGAGGUGGACAUCAACUUCCAGCCGGACCCCACAGACCUGGUGCUGUCCAGCGUUCCGGGUGGAGAGCUGUUCAACCCGCGCAAGCACAAGUUCUCUGAGGACGAGCUGAAGCCGCAGCCCAUGAUCAAGAAGGCCAAGAAGGUGUUCGUCCCCGACGAGCAGAAGGAUGAGAAGUACUGGUCCCGCAGGAAGAAGAACAACAUGGCAGCCAAGCGUUCCCGCGACGCGCGGCGGCUGAAGGAGAACCAGAUCACGGUGCGCGCCUCCUUCCUGGAGCGCGAGAACGCGGCGCUGAGGUCGCAGGUGGCCGAGCUGCGCAAGGACUGCGGCCGCUGCAAGAACACCCUGGCCCGGUACCAAGCCAAGUACGGCCCCCUGUAAAGGCGCCCGGGCUGAGAAGCAUCCGCGAGACCGACGCAGAACAUCCUUCCCCGCAGAAUUCAACACAGACACAAACACCACGGGAUCUAAAUUUGCACCCUUGUCUUUGCCGACCUUCAGUCACUGCGUCUCGCUCCAGCUUUCCAACGCGGCGCUGGAACUUUGGACACACACUGACAGGCAGCAAGGCAUGAUGGGAAGCUGUGGUCAGGAAGGCCUGUGGAGGGUGCCUGGCUCAGGGUGACUGGAUGAACUCCCAGUCACAUGGAAAACAUGGUCUGUGUCCAGAAAGUCAGGCGGAGGCAGAGAGGGAAGAGUCACAGGCUUUUAAAUUGACACAAAUCAGUUUUUAUCGCUGCACAGCACUUCUUCUUAGUGGACCAAAGCAUGAGAACCGGCAGCAGUGGCGCGUUUAAACGGCGCGUGCCUCACUUGUGUGUAGCAGUUGCGUUCUUGCUGGUUCCUCCUCAGCGGAAGGAGCCGUUGCUUGAAGUGGCGGCAGAGCGGACGAGGACGGGGCGAUCACACCCUGAGCUGAGCGGAACCGGGCCACGCGGAGGCCGGUCCCACAGCCGCCGCCCCGUUGCAGCUCUUCCCUAUAAUCCACUGCACAGAACAGCGCUGUUUCAAACAUAUUUGUACGUGUAGUCACCUCUGCACCAUAUAGACGUGUGUGUUGGUGUGUAAUCCAUUUUUGCACUUUUUCUUGGGGGGUGGGGACAAAAAAAGGACUUGGUGGCAGGUCUACCGCCACAGUAGCUAAUGAGGAAAAACAAAUGCAUGAGCCACAGUUUCACGGGACCAGCUCCCAGAGCCUCGCGGCUUUUACUACAGACGCAGGAUUAGUGUGUAGCUGACAGUGGAAGGCAAACGCUGGAUGCCGAGGAGGGCCCUCCCCGCGGGCGUCCGUGCACACGUAGGGAUGUUUAUUUUACUGCACACUGCAAGUAGAGGGCGCUAGAGCCGCCGCGUGCCCUUGGGCAGAGCAGCGCUGGCCGGGUGGAGGGUUUUAAUCUUGCGUUUCUUUUAGCCGGGCCCGAAGGUGACUGCUCCGAAACCGUGUAAAUAAACAACUGUCUCAUGGUCUUUAUUUCCUAAUAUAAGGACUGUGUCUUUAUUAAUCAAUACUGUUUCCUGUUUUUGCCAAAUAUUCAAUGAGUGCUGUAUUUAUUCUGAAGGUAAUAACGCAUCUGUUGAUUGUGAUGUACAACGAUAUGUCAGAUAAAUCUAAUAAUGAAAUGAAACCAGUGACUAAGCAGGGAAUUCAAUGGGAAAACUGUGCUUUUAAAACAAAAAGGUUUCUAUCGUUGGGUGGGAUUCUUUUCUACAUGUAACCGCAGCAGACAGACGACAGGGCACCUUCUCAUUUACCUCGUCCUCGCUCUCGAGGGCUCCGAGGGUUCUGCACGGCUUCAGGCCGCUGCUGUUUGAAGCACAUGAAAAUCAGCUCACUUCCAUUUGGCAAACGUUGAAUCUCAGUCGAUGCGUUGCAUCGUUUUUGCCAAAGUGGUCGAGUCUGAGACUAAAUUAGUAACAACUUUGCAGACUGUUAUGGGACUGUGUAUCUGAAGCAUCGGAGGCUGAUGCUUAUGUUGUGAGCAGUCAGCUUUUGCUCAUGGUUAAAAUAAAUGUGGCAAUAAUACUCUGUUAUGUAAUGCUUGUUUUAUUUCAGUGAUGUUGUUGUAUGUAAAACUGCUAUGAUGUAUUUGGUAGAAAAGCCCUGAAGUCGUUUGUGCUUCCAGUUCCGAUCCUGUGUCGUCUGGGAUCCUAAUGCAUGACACCCAGUCAAGUUCUCGUUUCUUUUCUAUUCUACACCAAGUGUACUUAUGUCCAUAGACCAUCGCUAAGACUUGAUUGUGGACGGUUGAUGGUCUGUCGUACGUUCCGUAAAGAGAAAAGCAGAACGUGUGAUGAUGAUGAUGAUGAUGAUGAUGAUUGGCAUUAUGGCUCCAGUUAUCCCUCGACCAUCAGCAUCCUUGAUCAACGUGGAUCGUUUUCUUUUUCUACAGAUCGAUCUGGAUCCGCUGGUGAUUCUGUGUUUUCUUGACCGUUGUGUUCGUUUCAGUUCUCUGAUGGUGUCGUUCUUUGCCAUGUGCUUUGUUUUGCGUAGACAUUCAGACUUGGCAUCGACUGCAUUGUGCUGCAGUUGAUGAAUGCAAACACUUAUUAUUUUAUAAAGGAAUUAAAAUAUUCUGAUUGAGACUGUCUAGAGUUACUGUCCAAAAGAACCUUUGAAAAGACAAUUAAUAAAGGUUGUUUAUAGAACAGAA